Penicillium chermesinum is the source of this 201-nucleotide messenger RNA. RefSeq lists its product as uncharacterized. NCBI's taxonomy places the organism in Eukaryota, Fungi, Ascomycota, Eurotiomycetes, Eurotiales, Aspergillaceae. Bases 1 to 201 code for a protein of 66 amino acids. The record is from RefSeq and is a predicted model, not a curated record. The transcript has a single exon.
AUGGUGGGAUGGACUGGUGUGUGGACACCCGCGGGAUUAUGGAAUUGGAAUGAUUACGGACAUGAACCUGCAGCACGCGCUCUUGAAGUCCAUUGGUCAAUUGCUGCGGCUGUCUACCAAUCAGAGCACCCCACAUUACUCGAUGCUGACCCGAGUCUUUGUAAUGAUUUGGGAGGCUCUGGAUUUACGGAAUUAAAGUAG